CAGCACACUACCAGAUACUUUCGAACAGGCUGAAGAUAUUGGACGCAAACAAAAAACGUAACAGUGAACUGACUACAAUUAGAUAUAGAGUUGCACCCACACGUUGCUGGCGUAAAUAAAGGAAUGGAGGAAUCACAGAGGGAUCAAAAACCAGAGGCAGAUGAAGCCCCAACAGAAGAGAAAAAGAAAGGAGUGGAACUAGAUACAAUUCUCAUCAAAGAGCUCGGGCAAUUUGGGAAAUAUCAGCUACGGACUUUCUUGUUGUCAUCUAUAUUGGUCCUCUUUAUUGCAUUUAGCUCUGUGGAAUAUAUUUUCACAACAGCUCGAAUUGCUACCAGGUGCUUAAUCACGGAGUGUGAAGAAGAAUCAACAGAGUUCUCCCCAUACUGGUUGGCAAACGCUGUGCCGCUUGGAGCAAGUGAAGGUUCCUAUGACAAUUGUCAGAGAUUUGGCAACUUGACGGCAUUGUCGAGACUGAUUGAGAGUGACACCUGUCCCAGCGCACUCUUCGAUCGCAACACGAGAAUUCCUUGCGAUGAGUUCGUGUACCAAAACACCCACUCUGUCGUGUAUGAUUUUGGACUGGCCUGUGAUGAGUGGCGACGGACGCUGAUCGGCACGAUGCGCACCCUGGGUACUCUCACCGCGCUGCCGGUCGCUGGGUUCAUAUCGGAUCGAUGGGGUAGACGAGUUGCCCUUACCAUUACUGCAUUCAAUACGGCAUGGAUUGGAGUCACACGAUAUUGGGCAAACACCUACAUCGGCUUCAUACUGUCUCAGUUUUUUGAGUCUACUUUCGGAUCUGGUGGAUUUUCCUGCGUUUAUAUUUUGAUGUUAGAGUUGGUCGGUCCCAAAUACCGCGUGGCUGUUGGAGCUGCAAUGAACACAUGCUUUGCAAUCGGACAAGUGUUGAUGGGAUUUAUUGCCUGGGGCGUUCCCAAUUGGAGGAAACUCACGCUUACACUCUACAUUCCGCAGUUAAUCACUAUCUCCUACUACUGGCUCAUCAGUGAAUCUGUGCGCUGGUACAUGAGUAAGGGCCGUUUCGACGAAUCAGAGGCUCUUCUUAGAAAAGUGGCCAAGGUCAAUGGGAAACAAAUAUCUGAGAAAUCCUUGGAAGCGUUACGUCAUACAGCAGAGGAGAAGUUGAGAAUUAGUGCUGAAGAAGCAGCAAAACAAGGUGGUGGGACCUGGUUAGUGGUACAAGUUUUUAGACAUAAGAGAAUACUUCUUCGUGUACUUGUAUCCCCCGUAUGGUGGAUUACGACCACGUUUAUUUACUAUGGGCUAUCACUCAAUGCUGUGAAUAUGUCUGGCAACAGAUACUUGAACUUUGUGGCUGUGUCAGCAGUUGAGAUACCUGGAUUUUGGAUUUCAUACUUUCUUAUGGACAGAAUUGGAAGAAAGCCUGUGUUGACUGGCGCUUUUUGGUUAUGUGCUGCUUGUCAGAUUGCAUACAUAUUUAUUCCACAAGAUUUAUAUGCAGCAUCACUCACAGUAUACCUUAUUGCAAAGUGCUCAAUAGCAAUCGUUGCGACGUCAGUAUAUGUUUAUACUGCUGAGCUUUACCCUACGAAACAUAGACACAGCUUGUUUGCUUUCUCUUCAAUGAUGGGAAGAAUCGGGUCCAUAAUUGCACCCUUAACACCUGCUUUUGGUGCCCAAUGGUUCGAAGAACUGCCGUUUGUGUUAUUUGCCUCCUUCGCUUUGGUAUCUGGAAUCCUAAUCUUUUUAACACCAGAGACACUAGGCACUACGCUACCAGAUACUCUAGAGCAGGCUGAAGACAUUGGACGUCAAGAAACCAGAACGUAACGAAUAAUAAAUUAGCUAUAAUAUGUAAAAAUGUGUCAAAAAUCUCGGAUGCAUCAUAGCAGUAAGAAUAAAAUAAAAAUACUCAUUAGUCUGGAAGUUACUUCAUACUAUGACUAACCUCUUUAGCCAAAUAUUAUUAAGUACAUUUGACGUGAAUAUGCUGCAAUAGUAGUUAGGCUUUGUAAGCGCCUCAACGUAUGCUGGCACCUAACGAACCUAGCUUCCAUCUGAAUUGAUUGCCUAACGACGUGUAUCAUUUUGUGAGCGCCAUAGAUGUAGGCUAUGUAUGGGUACGAACUGAAGAGCCUUUCCUGUAAAGGUAUGCUUUGUACAGGUGUUUGUAGGUACGAAUGUUUUGUGGUUUAAUGUUAUAUUAUGGGGAUUUUAUGAGAUAAAAUGAAAUGAAAAAUUUUAAGUAACAGCACAGGAACUGCGAAUAUUCCCGAUACAUAGCGAUAAACUUCUACCUGUAUUAGUUACUAAUUUUCUACGAAUCUAUAGACAUACACAAAUAAUAGGAACCACUUAAACCUCGAGAUAUCCUUCCGAGGAAAUAGAAGUCCAGAUUCAAAUAAAAGUUGAUCAACAAAAUGUAACAAAUACAUAACAUCACGCCUUUUAUCCUCGAAGGGGUAGGCAGAGGUGCACAUUAUA
This is a messenger RNA of Spodoptera litura, 2469 nucleotides long. RefSeq names its product organic cation transporter protein-like. Gene Ontology annotation, biological process: transmembrane transport. Gene Ontology annotation, cellular component: membrane. The record is from RefSeq and is a predicted model, not a curated record. NCBI's taxonomy places the organism in Eukaryota, Metazoa, Arthropoda, Insecta, Lepidoptera, Noctuidae. Gene Ontology annotation, molecular function: transmembrane transporter activity.